Filobasidium floriforme is the source of this 1461-nucleotide messenger RNA. RefSeq names its product putative transcription/repair factor TFIIH subunit Tfb3. The transcript has 5 exons. The record is from RefSeq and is a predicted model, not a curated record. NCBI's taxonomy places the organism in Eukaryota, Fungi, Basidiomycota, Tremellomycetes, Filobasidiales, Filobasidiaceae. Gene Ontology annotation, biological process: nucleotide-excision repair; regulation of transcription by RNA polymerase II; positive regulation of cyclin-dependent protein serine/threonine kinase activity. Bases 82 to 1302 code for a protein of 406 amino acids. Gene Ontology annotation, molecular function: cyclin-dependent protein serine/threonine kinase activator activity. Gene Ontology annotation, cellular component: transcription factor TFIIH holo complex.
GCGCUGCGAUUCGUCUUGAAACGUCGAGUCCGUAUACUCGGUUCAAAGCAAGCAUCGCAUCGACCUGCUGGACCAUCGGUCAUGUCUGCCUCCUUGAAGAAGAAACUCAAGGGCAAUGCGGCCGCUGCUUCAUCGUCUGCUGCAGGUGCACGCCGGCUCCUCCCGGCCACCGGUAAUGGGAAGAGCUUGCAGCCAGGAAUUCCUAGAGCUCUGAACGAUGGAUCGUUCGCCGAUGAGAUGCAGAUAUUUCAGACUGGAAUCAAGGACGAAAGUGGGCGAGUCAAAGAAUUCACUUCUGAGAACGACAUCUGUCCGAUCUGCAAGACGGAUCGCUACUCGAAACCGUCCCUGAGACUACUUAUUAGUCCUUGCUAUCAUAAAGCCUGCGAAACAUGUAUAGACCGACUCUUCUCCGUCUCAGCGCAGACUUGUCCUGCUUCGGGAUGCAGUCGAAUCUUGCGCAAGACCAACUUUACUCAUCAAACGUUCGAAGAUCUGGAAGUCGAGAGGGAAGUAGGGAUCCGAAGGAGAAUGGCAAGCAUAUUCAACAAGACAAGCGACGAUUUCGCAAAAGACGCGGAAUACGAUGAUUAUCUCGAGCUGGUAGAAGAUUUGACGGCUCAUCUAAUCAACAAUACGGAACUAGCCGAGACGGAACGGCGUAUUCUGGAAUAUCAGGAGCAGAACGCCGAUUUCAUUGCACAAAAGGCUGCUCGGCAGGCUUCGGAUCGGACCUCUGCGAUGGCGCGAGAGGAAGCCGCAAGAAAGGAGAGACAGUUGGCAGCCAAGCAAGCCCAAGAAGAGGAGGAGGACCUGCUCCGCCGGAUGGAGACGCUGAAACAACAAGCGUUCGAGAGUAUAGCUCGGGGCGAGACCGGCACGGAGUAUUACAAGGAGAUGGAAAAGCUCAGAGCCGGCGCAGAAGAACAGAGCGCAGCUAAUCAUCGACUUCGGAAGAAAGCUGCUCGGAGCGGAACACAGGUCGACACGGUUCAACAUGCCCCAACAUCGCCAUCGUAUGCUGGACCGUUUGUGCCGCUGCCAUUCUCCUAUUUCCCCUCACCAGCCGAGCGACACUUGCGACCAGACUUGUCGGCGAUACCCACGUUACCGGAAAUGGGCACACUUUCGUCCGAGGGAGUCGAUUCACCGCGUUACAGGGAUAUCGACUAUAUCGAUAGACAGCUCAAAGCACACGAAACUUGGUCCCGAGUACGCGCUGGCGGCUUUGAUAUUAGGGAAAUAUGGGACAGGGAUUUGCGGUCAGCUCUAGAGGGCUUGUUGGUACCGCUUGUAUCAUAAACGAUGACGGAGAUCACUAUGAAAUGGCAUUAUGCAUUAACGGGGGAAAUGCUGCCAUCGUUUCACUCCAUCCUGCCGGUCGAUGUUUGAACGUGCUUCUCAGCUUUUCAGCUGGUCCAUCUUGGUCGCAGUAUGCGGUGAGCUUGGUUCUGCUGACAA